UGACCCGGGCGGGGGAGGAGCGGCGGUGCCGGUUCCGCCAGGCCGGUCCCGCCAGGCCGGUUCCGGCCGGGCUGCCCGGGGGCGGAGCCGGGCCGGGCUGGAGCGCGGGGUCUGCGGAUUUUCCUCAGGAGCCUUGAGCACCAGUUGUCCCCAGCUUGGGGCUGUCCUCCCAGCCAUGACACCCUCCAGGAUUCAGAAAUGGAUGAGCCACUCAGGCCCAAAGCUGGAAGUUGUCAUCCCAUUCCUGGGCAAAUACCACCGCCCAGUUUUGGGGCGCUGCUGCCAGACCUGCACCCCUAGGAGCUGGGAUGGAUUCUAUCCCAAGGAUCUCGCCGCUCUCGGAUUCCUUGAUGUCAGCCGUGUGACGGAGACAGACACACGGUUCCGGGGCUGGCUGGUCCGGAGGGUCUGUGGAUUCCUCGCAGCCUGGGAAUGGAAAAUUCCAGCAGAGAGCCCCGGGGAGCUCCUGGUGCGGAUCUGCAGCAGCAGGAGGGUACAGGAUGCUGCCUCUGGCCAGGACCCUAAAUCCAGAGGGGAUGAGGGAUCCCGGCAGUGCUGGAAGGAGGAGAUCUGUCAGAUCCUGAGGGAAAUCCAGGCCCCGCUCUCCCCUCUGCUGCUGAGGCUGUGCCACUGGCUGCUCCCCAAGCUCCUGACCCGUCUGUUCUUGAGUGUGCAGCUGCACGUGGGGCAGCUGGAGAUGGUGCUGCAAGCUGCCAAGACGCCCAAGGUGCCGCUGGUGUUCCUGUGCAGCCACCAGUCCCAGGUGGAUGGGCCCCUCCUGUCCUUCAUCCUCCUCUCCCAGGGGAUUGGCCUGCCCAGGGUGACGGUGGACACCGGGCCCAGCCCUUGCCUCCGAUCCCUGCUCCAGCGCCUGGGAGGGAUUUUCCUGCCUUCAGGAAUGGCACAGACAUUGAGUGACCGGGAUGAGGGGCUCCCAGGGGCUGUGCUGGAUGCGUACAUCCAGGAGGUGCUGCAGAGCUGCCAGCCCCUCAUCCUCUUCCUGGAAGAGCCCCCGGCUUCCCUGCGGCUGGCAGAGCCUGCCCGGUGCUGGCUGCUCCGUGUGGUUCGCGCGCUGCGGGAUGGAGCUGUGCCUGACGUCCUCAUCGUCCCAGUGGGGAUCACCUAUGAUGUGGCUCCUGGCAGAGUGGAGCAGGAUGGACUGCCCCCUCAGGCCCUUGGGAUCGGCACGUGUCUCCGGGCAGCAUUCCAGGCCCUGCGCUGGCACCGUGGAUGUGCCCAGGUGGAUUUCUCUCAGCCCUUCUCCUUACGGGAAUUUGUGGACAACAACCUCGUUGGGACAAUCCUCACAGGGCGACAUCCAGAGCAGCUGCUGCUUCCCACCAUCCUGGGCAGGCGCCCACUGGAUGUUGGGAAUGUGGGGACUUUGAGUCCCAGUUUGGGGACUGAAGAAGAGAUUUUGGUGACGGCGCUGGGGCUGCAUGCACUGAGUGAUUCCAGUGCCUGCUCUGCCAUCACGGCUGUGGGAAUCACUGCGGCGCUGCUGCUCCACAGGCACCAGGAGGUCAUGCUGCUGCCCCGGCUUAUGUGGGAUUUCUCAGCGCUGCUGGAGCAGCUCGUGCUGCGGGGCCAGGCCAUGGGGUUCUCGGGGCAGCUGCGGGCGCUUGUGGGGCACAGCCUGCAGCAGCUGCAGCUGCUGGGGCCCCGCAGGGCUGCCCUGGGGCCCCCUGAGGCCCCGGCCCGGGCACAGCUGGGGCGGCUGGCAGGGGGUGUCCGGCACCACCUGGCCAGGGAGGCCGUGGGUGCCUGUGCCAUCCGUGCCCUGCUGCUGGAGGUGCUGCCAGUCCUGGGGCCCCCCUCCAGCCUCUCCAGGAUCGUGCUGAGCCGGGACGAGCUGCUCCACAAGGUCCUGGAGCUGCUGCAGCUGCUGCCCCCGACCCUGCUGGGGCUUCAGCCCUGCCAGUCUACCGACUGCCACAGCCUGGACAUCCUGGACAAGCUUAUCCUUGGGGGGCUGCUGGAGGAGGAGGAGGCAGGGAGUGAGCCCGGGGGUUGUGACGUGGCCCCCCGGCGCUUCUUGUGGGGACAUUCCUUGGGAUCCUUCACUGAUGACAGUGACAGUGACAGUGAACACGGGGUCCCCAAGCAGUGCUACAAGCUCAGUGAGCCCGGGGGCUUCCCUGGAUUCCUCCUGUUCCUCUGUCGCCUCCUGAGCCCAAUCCUGCACACCUACGGCCGGGCUGUGCAAUUCCUGGAACGACCGCCCUGGCCCCAGCCUGAGGCAGACUAUGUGGAGGCACUGCUGGAAUUCCUGGCUGAGGAUGAGGACGGGUAUCCCGACAGGAGCCUGGCCCUGAGCUCCCUGCAGAGUUUCAAGGACAUGGGGGUGCUUGAAGAGCUGCAGACCCCCACUGGACCCCUUCUGCAGCUCUCUCAGCCUUUCCAGUCUGCUUCCAACCGGGAGAAGUUGGGAGCCUUUAUCCACCAGUUCACCCAGCUGUAGCCCCCCAGACCAAUAAACAGGGCACAAUGACCCAAUCACUCGUGGA
This is a messenger RNA of Prinia subflava (tawny-flanked prinia), 2507 nucleotides long. RefSeq names its product glycerol-3-phosphate acyltransferase 2, mitochondrial-like. Bases 176 to 2461 code for a protein of 761 amino acids. The transcript has 22 exons. Gene Ontology annotation, cellular component: mitochondrial membrane. NCBI's taxonomy places the organism in Eukaryota, Metazoa, Chordata, Aves, Passeriformes, Cisticolidae. The record is from RefSeq and is a predicted model, not a curated record. Gene Ontology annotation, biological process: glycerol-3-phosphate metabolic process; fatty acid metabolic process; triglyceride biosynthetic process. Gene Ontology annotation, molecular function: glycerol-3-phosphate O-acyltransferase activity.